ACCGGCUCCGGGGCCGACCUCAGCCCUCCCCGCCUCGGGCCACCGCAGCUGUGGUAGAUCCACAGCUCCGAAAGGGUCCCUCAGACUCCUCACUGGGCCAGUCCGGCGCUGGGUGCUGGAGCCCUGAGCAACUCCCGCGGCUCCCUAAACGGGGAUUCCUUCUCUCCGGAGUUUGCGAGCAACUUUCCCCUCCCUUCCCGGCGGUGGCUCGGCGACCGUGGCCGCCGCAGGUUGCUGAACCCGGGACUCCGCUCCCCAAACCUAGGCUUCGCGCUCGCGUAGGUCGCUUCCUCUCGGAGUGCACCCUGGGGGUCCCCGACCUCGAAGCUGAAGGCGCGAUGCCUCUGGGACACAUCAUGAGGCUGGAUCUGGAGAAAAUCGCCCUGGAGUACAUCGUGCCUUGUUUGCACGAGAUCGGCUUCUGCUACCUGGACAACUUCCUGGGCGAGGUGGUGGGCGACUGCGUGCUGGAGCGCGUGAAGCAGCUACACUACAACGGGGUCCUGCGCGACGGCCAGCUAGCCGGACCGCGCGCCGGCGUCUCCAAGCGGCACCUGCGGGGCGACCAGAUCACGUGGAUCGGGGGCAACGAGGAGGGCUGCGAGGCCAUCAGCUUCCUCUUGUCCCUCAUCGACCGGCUAGUCCUGUACUGCGGGAGCCGGCUGGGCAAAUACUACGUCAAGGAGAGGUCCAAGGCAAUGGUGGCCUGCUACCCAGGAAAUGGCACAGGUUAUGUUCGCCAUGUGGACAACCCCAAUGGUGACGGCCGCUGCAUCACCUGCAUCUACUAUCUGAACAAGAACUGGGAUGCCAAGCUACAUGGAGGAGUCCUGCGGAUAUUUCCAGAAGGGAAAUCAUUCAUUGCAGAUGUGGAGCCCAUUUUUGACAGACUCUUGUUCUUCUGGUCAGAUCGCAGGAACCCACACGAAGUUCAGCCUUCCUAUGCAACUAGAUAUGCCAUGACUGUUUGGUACUUUGAUGCUGAAGAAAGAGCAGAAGCCAAGAAGAAAUUCAGGAAUUUAACUAGGGAAACUGAAUCUGCCCUCACUGAAGACUGAAUGUGCUCUGAAAUCUGCUGGCCUCCUUCAUUUUGGUAUCAGCUAAAUUCUCUGUAACAGUUGAGAUCCAAAGAUGGCCUCUUCAGUGACCAUAGAUUACUCCCUCCUGCUUCCAUCAUUUGCAUCCCUGUCUUGUGUGUGGUACUUCUUGUUUUCUUGCCAGGACUGCAUUGAUCUCCAGACACACUCUUUGCCAGACAUGAACUCACUUGAAACUCCAGAAAUGCCUACAGAUAUCCUUGUUGGUCAGCGGUCUAAGGAUAGAUUUGGUGAUGCUGACUAUCAAAGCAAGAGCCCGAGAACACAGGAGCGAAUCUUACUUGCACUUUAUUCUUCCUGAUAUGAAAGGAGGAGGUUUGCAAAGAAAAAAAAUUUGGUGAUAGAGGCAUCAGUGAAGCCUGAACAGCAGAAAACUGAAAUUGUGUCAUCUGAACAAUUUCCAGAUGUUGUUAAUCCAGGGCUGUUGGGGUUUCUGGAAAAUUACCACAACAUAAUGACAUGAUUACCUCUAGAAAGGGCUGAUGUCAGAGUGAUCAAGUUAUUAGUGUCCCGUGGGUGGACACUCCUUUUUCCUUUCCCACCACUUGGACUCUUGGCCUCAGCCCCAUUUUCACUGAAAAUGAUUUUCUAAUUGAGAAUGACACAACCACUUGUUCUAUAUGUUGACUUUUUACUGGGAGACUAAUUACUCAGAGGCUAAAACUAGGUAUUAGUUGUUUUGGUUGCUUUUUUGGAGUUUGAAUUUAAAUAAAAAAAAAAAAGAAAACUACCUGAUAGUUUAGUGUCAGGCUCCGGUGACAGUGUGGGAAAAUUCAGGUCUGCUGACAUACAGUAAAAGUGUGUAUCAUGAAAAAUUUGAGAGGGAAGAUGGAACUGUAAAUGUGGGUAUUCCCAUUUUUUCAGUAUUCCUUUUUAAUGAGCUCACCUUUCUUUAACAACAACAACAAAAAAAAAAUAGGGUGCUAUGUUUUAAAAAGGAAAUGGAAAUAAAAGAAUUAUCAAAGCUGUUUGACGUCUUCUGUAUUGUCUGUCCUUAUGAGAACCAACACUCAUACGGACACAUAGAGCCAACACUUUAUUGGCAGUGUGGCCAGAACCAUGGAAUUUUCUAGAACUGGGGGAGGUUCCACACCGUGCUUUUCUACUUCAGUAGGCAAAUUUCAACACCUCAAGAACUCUUAUUUGAGUCAGCAUCUAUUUUAUGAAAGUUACCCUUCCUAAUUUUCAGCUCCACUUUCAUAUUUCUAAAAUCUCUUCAGUUUCCUGCUUGAAAAGCCUAUGAAUGUUAAAGGGCCAGAAAUGUUUUCUUUUGUCAUGUGUGGAAAUACAGAGUUUCCAAUAAAGAAGUUUAUUUUCUCCUUUUAUGGUUUUGGAAAAUUUUCAGAUAAGCCCUGUUGUCAUUAGUUCUCACAGUUGCUCUAUUUUGUUUUGAAUAGUAGUCCUGAUCACCUUCUAGUUGACUUACUAUGUAAUUUACUUAUUUAUUAUGUUUAUGGUUUUACACAUAAGCACAAUGAAGACAGGAUUUCAAAUGUUUUUAAUCAAUACAAUAUAUUUCCAACACCUAAAAUAGUGCCUUGCACCUAGUAAGGGCUGAGUGAAUAUUUGUUGAAUAAACUUAGUCUCUUUUGUUAGCA
Cavia porcellus (domestic guinea pig) is the source of this 2695-nucleotide messenger RNA. RefSeq names its product egl-9 family hypoxia inducible factor 3 (gene Egln3). The transcript is spliced from 5 exons. Gene Ontology annotation, molecular function: peptidyl-proline 4-dioxygenase activity; L-ascorbic acid binding; ferrous iron binding. Gene Ontology annotation, cellular component: cytoplasm; nucleus. NCBI's taxonomy places the organism in Eukaryota, Metazoa, Chordata, Mammalia, Rodentia, Caviidae. The record is from RefSeq and is a predicted model, not a curated record. The coding region runs from base 339 to 1058 and encodes 239 amino acids. Gene Ontology annotation, biological process: cellular response to hypoxia; peptidyl-proline hydroxylation to 4-hydroxy-L-proline.